CUUCUAUCUGUGCCAUUACAUUCUACUUAGUUGAACCACUUCAUUACUCUACUUCUUCCCUCGUUAUCAUGGCUCCCCAGAAGCAAAUGGUCCUCAAGUUGACCUCCUUCCGCUACAAGAAGGAGGGAAUCUCCGAGAAAGAAUUCCACGAAUACGCCAGCAAGUCGCAUGCCCCUAAGGCAGCCAUCGUACAGGCUCGCCAUGGCGCCAUCAAAGUGUGCCAGUACCACACUCCAAGCGCCAGCAAGAGGCUUAUCACUGAGAAGAUCCCUUGGGCCGUACGUCCAGGCUGGGAGAUCGAAGAUCACGACAUCAUGGUGUGUGUGUACGUGCCGGAUGCGGAGACAGCACAGGCGAUUGUGACAGACCCAGACUUCCAGAGCCUCGUGGCUGGAGAGGACGAGAUCUGUGACCAGACCCGCGCCAAGUUGACUGCGGGGUGGGAGGAGGUGUUCGUGGAGGAUGGCAAGGUGGUCGAAGCCGACUAUGGUACAUUUGAGGAGCUCACUAGCCUUGGCCAUGAUAGCAAGCCCACUUCGGCUCCCGAGGGCAUCCGCAUCUAAAAGGGAAAUAGAGAAGAUAGCAUCAAAUACCUAGUUAGCUCCGCCAAUAAGAUACGUGUGUGAUUUGUACUAUUUGUGGGACUAGC
Messenger RNA from Aspergillus eucalypticola CBS 122712, 649 nucleotides. Its product is annotated as EthD domain-containing protein. Gene Ontology annotation, molecular function: oxidoreductase activity. NCBI's taxonomy places the organism in Eukaryota, Fungi, Ascomycota, Eurotiomycetes, Eurotiales, Aspergillaceae. The coding region runs from base 69 to 563 and encodes 164 amino acids. The record is from RefSeq and is a predicted model, not a curated record. The transcript has 2 exons.